This is a messenger RNA of Paramormyrops kingsleyae, 2557 nucleotides long. It is a transcript of the gene pigs, whose product is annotated as phosphatidylinositol glycan anchor biosynthesis, class S. The record is from RefSeq and is a predicted model, not a curated record. Gene Ontology annotation, biological process: attachment of GPI anchor to protein. Gene Ontology annotation, cellular component: GPI-anchor transamidase complex. NCBI's taxonomy places the organism in Eukaryota, Metazoa, Chordata, Actinopteri, Osteoglossiformes, Mormyridae.
UUUAGCUCAAGCUCUGAUUGGACAGAAUUGUAUCCAAUCAAAUGCGUCUUCAUUCAGACAGCAAUGGCUACCGCGGAAGUGGAGAAGUUCCGCGGGCGAUAUGCGGCGCUCUCUGUGGCGGCGGUCGUGAUAAUGGUGGGCAUUCCGCUUUGGUGGAAGACCACCGAGACCUACCGCGCCUGGCUCCCCUACUCUCAAAUCCGGGAGCUCGAUUCUCUGCAGCUCCAGCUUAGCAUGGAGGUGGAGGUGGUGUUCUCCAGGGGCACCCUGACCCCAGAGCAGCAAAAGAAGGUUCCCUUAAGCCAGAUUCGGGAGGAGCAGCACCAGGUGAAUGAAAACACAAGACUGAAGUACCGCUAUGAGACGAAGUAUCGAACGGCCACCGUCAUGGAGGAGGACGCCCUGGGGCAGCCAAGCACUGAAGAUGCUGACCUCUCCCUGCACAGGCUCAGUGAGAGUCCCUGUGGCUCAGUGGUGAUGUACGUCAUCCCCCAGUCGUCCACGCUGCUGCCAGAGGGUGUGAAGGUGUACGUGGGGCAAAGGAGGACGGCGCUGCUGCGGGGCUGGGAAGCCCUGGGAGGGACCUUGAAAGAGGUUCUAGCUGUGCUGGAGCCGCAGGUGGAACAGGUGCUGCGGACGAUGUCCUUCAGUCACAGUGACAUCACAGCUGCACUUGGCGACCGCAUCCGCGGCAGCCGGCUCAGCAGGGAGAGCCUGGCCGACAGCAUGAGGGCCUUCAAGUCCAGCCCCGGCUACGAGAUCACUUUCAGUCUGCUGAACCCAGACCCCCAGUCCCACAGUCUGCACUGGGACAUCGAGGGGGCGGUGCAGACCUACAUCCAGCCGCUGCUGGACAAGCUGGCUCCCGUGGCCAACCACUCAGUGGACUCGCAGAUCCUGUACUACGCUGUCCUGGGGGUCAAGCCCCGUUUCAACCGCGAGCUGUCGGCAUACACACUCAGCGCGGAGAGCCUGGCCCAUGUAAUCAACCCCAUAGAAGCCAAGCUGGGCUCCAAUGCAGCCUCGUCAAACCCGGUGCUUAACUUCCUCCUGUAUGUUCCGGAUGCCCAUCAUGCCCCCCUUCUCAUCCAGGACCAGGGCAAGCGGGAGGUGCCCAGCAAUGCAUUCCACAGCCCCCGCUGGGGGGGCAUCAUGGUAUACAAUGUGAAAGACCAAUAUGGCCCAGAGGCCGAGGUUCCGGUUUACAUCAACAUUGACAUGGCCCGUGUGAUGGGGGUGUUCCUGUCGCAGCUGCGGCUGAUGCUGGGCGUACAGCCAACCCACCUGGCUCCGGGAUUCCUGCUCCAAAGCCCAGGCAGUGCCGGGCUGACGGACUGGGAGCUGGACCGCCUCCAGUGGACACGCAGCGUGGAGAACGUGGCUAUGGCCAGCACCACCAUCACCUCGCUGGCCCAGCUGCUGAAUCAGAUUGGCAACAUCGUGAUUAAUGACAACAUCGCACAGCAGGUGUCAAGCGCCGUGACCUCGCUGCAGGCGGCGGUGGCAGAGCUGGAGGCCGGAAACCUGGCCUUCGCUCUGCAGUACAGCCGUGAGGCCAUCCUGGCCUCCGAGAGGGCCUUUUUCGAUCCGUCGCUGCUGCACCUGCUCUACUUCCCCGACGACCAAAAGUUUGCCAUCUACAUCCCUCUGUUCCUGCCCAUGUGUGUCCCCAUCCUGCUGUCACUCCUAAAGAUGCUGGGUGAGAUUCGGAGGAGUCGCGCAGAGAGGCGCGCUAAGAAGGACUAAGAGACCAGCAUCCUUUGACUUCGAGAAAUUGAGAUAUAUUUAAAUAAACAAACACACCACACACAAACCAGGUACCAUGCCGGCCUGCUUGAGCGCACGCGGACAGUUUUCUGCAUUUCAACUCUUCAAGGCUUUGGUGUUCCAUGGCAACCCGUCGGCUGGGUGUGAGAUCACCGUGUGAUGUGACUGAAAUGUAGUGAUGAGCACUGAAAUCCAAACUUCUUAACUGUUCCCUUCAUCAAGAAACACUAACAUAAUUUUGGUUGUCUUGCCAGGUCUCGUUUCUUUUAAAAAUGUAUGACCUGGAAUCUUUUUUUCACACCCCACCUGUGUGUUUUUAAUCUCUGGCUCUAUUUUAAGCACAUUGUGCUCUGGACCCCAGCCCAGCCUUACUUGUGAAGACAUGCAUCUCCAUGAAGUUCUGCUUUUAUGCAAUAUUCGCCUUCAAAUAAUGGAUGACAUCUGUUACUUGCUCACUUUGAUUUGUAAUGCAGUUGCAUAAUAUUGUCUUCAUUGUUGUAAGUGACAUGUUUCAUUAAGGGGGCUUCCUGGAGUGUAAGCCAGGCUUCAGAAUUUCUCAGGGCAGGGAAAAAAAAUUACAGAAAACUCUGUUUCUGCACUGCUGAAAACACAAGAAAAAAUAAUGUGGCAUGGAUUUGACUGCUAGGUGAAUGUAUUUUCUGUUUUCUGUUUCAUUUUAUUUUGUUGAUGGUUUGUCAGUGUUGAAUUUGCAGGGGGCUUUAUGUGAAAUGUUGUAACCUCUGAAUAAGGACAUGACAAACAAUGAUCUCAUGCUCUUUCUGGUUCCUCA